Aspergillus sclerotioniger CBS 115572 is the source of this 1805-nucleotide messenger RNA. RefSeq names its product phytanoyl-CoA dioxygenase family protein. The transcript has 2 exons. The record is from RefSeq and is a predicted model, not a curated record. The coding region runs from base 374 to 1591 and encodes 405 amino acids. Gene Ontology annotation, biological process: fatty acid alpha-oxidation. NCBI's taxonomy places the organism in Eukaryota, Fungi, Ascomycota, Eurotiomycetes, Eurotiales, Aspergillaceae. Gene Ontology annotation, molecular function: phytanoyl-CoA dioxygenase activity.
GCACUGCAUAAGAAUGGAUACCCUCAUGGUUGUGUUAUGUAUCUGUAUCUGUGUCUGUGUCUGUGUCGUGUCUGUUUCUAGUGUCUCCUGUGCUACCCUUGGCGCCUCGGGAAUUGAAUUCCGAUGGGGUUGAGGUCAUUUCCCCGUGCUGAGGGGCGCUUCUCCAUCCAGUUCUGCCUCCUCUCCAUAUCUAGCUCCCUCCAAUCCAGCAUAUGGACUUCCCCUGUGACCUCAUCUCAUCUCAAUUCAACUGGUGUUGCCUGGCCCGGAAUUCAAUGUGGGACCAGAUCCGGGAUUGCAUCUCCGUGCAAAGCAUUUCUACUGACUUCAUCCCAGUUCGUCUUCAUCACCGACAACCUGUCUGACAUUCACUAUGGGAUCCAACGGUCACAACUCUGCCAUGUAUAACCGGCUCUUUCACAUCGACUCGAUCCAUGUGGAUGACUUCAAGAGAGUCUGCUCGCAGACCACCAACCCAGGCAGCUACCCGUUGGCUGCCACGGUGGAGAAGAACAUUCCCAUCUAUGAUGCCACCACGUUUGACCCUCUCAACCUUGAGACCACCCCCGCCCUUCAAUCGGAAUGGCACCACAUCCUUGAAUCCGGUCCGGGCAUCUUCGUGCUGAAAGGCAUGUACCAUCCCUCCCGGUACGCCGACACGCUGGCCGCCACCAACACGGCUUUUCAACACAUUAUCGACAAAGAACGCCAAUCCCUUCUGGGGCCCAAGGGUGACCACUUUGCUGCCAGCGGCAAAAACGACCGCAUCUGGAACUCUUUCAGCAAGCACGCCUUUGUUGAUUCCUCCUCCUUCAUUCAUUACUAUAGCAACCCGUGGCUCCGUACCGUCAGUGAAAGCUGGCUGGGCCCGGCCUACCGCGUCACCGCCCAAGUCAACAUUGUCAAGCCCGGCGGUGCCGCCCAAGAGAGCCACCGCGACUACCACCUCGGAUUUCAGGAGCUGGACCGCUGCGCGGCCUUCCCACGGAGUAUUCAAUUGGCCAGUCAGUACCUGACGCUGCAGGGGGCCGUGGCGCACAGCGACAUGCCGGUGGAGAGUGGCCCGACGCGAUUCUUGCCAUUCAGCCAGACGUAUGAGCCGGGGUAUCUGGCGUGGCGACGGGAUGAGUUCCGGGCGUUUUUCAAGGAGCAGUAUGUGGCGUUGCCGUUAGAGUUGGGGGAUGGGGUGUUCUUCAAUCCGGCUGUGUUUCAUGCGGCGGGGGCGAAUGGCAUGGAUGAGAGCACGGACUUUCAGCGCAAGGCCAAUCUGUUGCAGAUUGGGUGUGCUCUGGGCAAGACGAUGGAGCAUAUUGAUGCGGUGCCGGUGGUGGAGAAGUGCUGGGACGAGGUGCGCGAGAUAUAUCAGAGGGAUGGGCUGAGUGCCGAGUUGGAGGCGUGGGUGGCUGCGGUGGCAGAUGGGUAUCCGUUUCCAUCGAACCUGGAUCGAAGACCGCCAGCACCGAGUGGAAUGGCGCCGGAGAGUGAGCAGGAGAUGGUGCUCCGGGGGUUGCAGGAGGGCUGGAAUAGGGAGAAGAUUGGGGAGGAGUUGCGGGGGCUGCAGCGAGAGGGGAGAGGACAUCAGGAGGUGUAGUACAGUUAGUCACAUUCUAGUGCAUGUUGGCUUCAAGCCUCUUAUUCUGUCUCCAAUGGCUACGUUGUAUAGAUUGUAUAGCAGACUUGAUGUUGAGGAAGAGUGGCAGUUAUGGAAACACGAUGGGAGCAUCGACAUGACUAUAUUCUGAGUGAGACUUGUCAUUAUAUUUCCUUUAUCUGAACUGUUGCCGACAAAUGACUGGCAUCUGCCA